AUGGGUGAUGCAUCGAGUGGAAGUGUGCACAUGUGUUACAACAACAGGGACCGAUAUGGCAGGGGAAACAUGGCCCCGGUGAUGGACCCUCAACAGGACUGGGAAGUUCUGUGGGGAUUCGAGAACGGGACUCAUACCGUCCUCCGUUUCCGUCGCCGCCUUCACACGUGCGACUCCCACGACUGGACCUUCACGGGUGACACGGUUCGAGUGUUGUAUGCCUACGAUGAGGAAGACCCGACCCCGAGCGGGGGGAAUCUCAAGUACCACGGGUUGUUCCGCCGAGGCUCCCGGAGUCUCUAUCUGCUUCAGAGGCCGUCCAAGUCGCCGCAGGUGCUGCCGAAGCAGAGCGCCGAUGCGAGGACCUGGGACCUGCUCAACAACAACAUCUCGUUGCCCGAGAACAAGGACACACUGUACUGGUGCAAGGUGUUUCGCCUUCCUCCUCUUGGGGAUCAGAAGCAUCAUCUCAUCGGGUACGAGCCGCUGAUGGAUGAGAAGUACCCCGGGUACAUGCACCACGUCCUCGUCUACGAGUGCCACGGGCACGACAAGGAAUUCCAACAGAUGGAAGAUCACACGGGAUUCCAGUGUUACCAGGCCAACAUGCCGCCUUUCCUCUACGACUGCAACAACGUCAUCGCCGCCUGGGCUCUUGGUUCCAACGGCUCAUUAGGGGACAAGAGGGAAGAUAGUGUGGGAAAUGUCUCAGUGACAAUUCUCCCCGACUUGAAUGAAUAUGUUAAUGAGGGAUUCGUGUUCCCGGAGAGGGUUGGAUACCCGCUAGACUCGGGGGUGACCCGCUAUUACCUCAUGGAGACCCACUACGACAACCGAGAGCAGGACGGGGGGAUCCGGCAGACGUCUGGCCUCCGUCUCUUCUACAGGGCCGCCGGCGAGUUCCAAUCGGACAUCCAGGACGCGGGUGUCCUGUCCCUGGGGAUCCACCCCAACUGGAAGCAUCUCAUUCCACCGGGGCAGAAGACGGUCGUCUCUCAGGGUCACUGCGUUCCUGCAUGCACGGAAGAGAUCCCCAGCGGAGGCAUCUCUGCCUUUGCCGCCAUCCUCCACACCCACUUGAUCGGCGAGAAGGUGAGCGUGCGGCAGAUCCGAGGCGAGAAGGAACUCCCUCCCAUCGCCUCCGAUGACAGCUACGACUUCAACUACCAGGAAUAUCGGGAAUUCUCGGAGCCAAGGAAAAUCCUCCCUGGCGAUCACCUGGUGACGGAAUGCGUGUACAACAGUCAUCAGAGGGGAGCGAUGACGCUUGGGGGAUAUUCGACCAGAGAGGAGAUGUGCCUCGCCUUCAUAUAUUACUAUCCUCGAAUGGAUCUCUCGAUCUGCUAUUCCCUUCCAAGUCUUUCCACGGUCCUUCAGUCCCUGGGCAUCCAGGAGCUCGUCCCGGGAUCAAAUCCAAUCAAAAUCAAGUCUCCGGGAAGCCUGAGUGGGGUCACCCUGGAAGAGCGGCUCGUGUCGUACGACUGGAAGCACGAUUUCCCCAAAUUCCAGAACAUCACACUCAAGGGUUCCUUCCAGCCCAUGUGCUGGGCUUUCGACAGACCCAUCCUCACUCCCGAAAAGGACAGGAAGGAAUACAAUCCACCGGUGAUCCGAGUGCCGUACAAGCCUUUCGACAGGUGCGAGUCGCAGAGCCUGUCGUCGCACGUUCCCCUCACUCGCCACAACCACCAUCUCAUGCCCCCGAGGAAACACCCUCCGGACUUCGAACUCCCUUUCAUCCAGGUGUCGACCAAGAAUCGGACGUUCCCCGGUCCGAACGCAGACGUGCAGGAAGGCAUGAUGGACGUGGGGACGUCGGCUGCAUCCAGCAGUCGAUUGAGUGCAGCCGGGACGAACGUUCGCAUGUCUCUGGGGCACUGGACCAUGUGUGCAUUCUUCCCGCUCCUCUCUGCAUUGCUUCAGCACUUUUCCAGUGACUCGUGAAUCACGUGCACGCGAGUCACGCGACUGUGAUGAAGGAACCGUGUGCGCCUCAAUCGCCAAAUGGAGUGCCCUUCCUUCCCUAAACUGUGAUCAUGCUCAUCUCCAGACAUUUCUUUUAUCAACUGAGAGGAAUACAUUUAUUUCAUCUAGUCAUGUUGAGAGUCGGGGGUCACGACUCGACUCUGAAUGAAUUUGGCAGCUGAGCUUUCACGGCAUGCAAUCAAAUGCUUGAAUACUGCCUGCCAUACUCCUUUGUCCUUUGUUGUCUUUGCUCCUUUGUUGUCCUUUCCUCCUUUGUUGUCUGUUCCUUCCUGGCUUUGGACUGGUUUUCGUUACUAAUGAGACAGGGUAGGACAAUGAAGAUGCUUGAGAUGGGUUCUUGGAAGACCAGUGACCCAGUGGUUCUGAUUCUGCCGGGAAUUCUCAGAUAGAUUACGACCAGCUAGACUGCAGAUAAAUGACAUCAGUUCAUGAGCAUCUCGUCCUUCUCUUCUUCGUCAAGGCCCAGGUUCCCAAUGCAUCCAUAAUGUUAUUGGCAGUGGUGUUGCCUGUUGUGAAAUCUUUUAUUUUAUCCAGAACCUAUUGCUACUGUACUUUUGCCUGGACUCCAUCAAACGUGUGAUUUAUUUAUCUUUCCCUUUGCUUCUUGUGGUUCAGAGGAGCUGUAACAGACAGUGCUUUCUGAUGCACAAAAUAUCGAUCUGAUAUUGUGUCAACAAAGCUGGAUUUUUAUAUGGAGA
This is a messenger RNA of Darwinula stevensoni, 2684 nucleotides long. The record is from the annotation of a GenBank genome assembly. NCBI's taxonomy places the organism in Eukaryota, Metazoa, Arthropoda, Ostracoda, Podocopida, Darwinulidae.